Messenger RNA from Lodderomyces parapsilosis, 627 nucleotides. RefSeq names its product ATPase-activating ribosome biosynthesis protein (gene RLP24). Lineage: Eukaryota; Fungi; Ascomycota; Pichiomycetes; Serinales; Debaryomycetaceae. The record is from RefSeq and is a predicted model, not a curated record. Gene Ontology annotation, cellular component: nucleolus. Gene Ontology annotation, biological process: ribosomal large subunit biogenesis. Bases 1 to 627 code for a protein of 208 amino acids. The transcript has a single exon.
AUGAGAGUUUAUCAGUGUCAUUUUUGCUCAUCACCAGUAUACCCACUUCAUGGAAUAACAUUUGUGCGUAACGAUGCCAAAGAAUUCAGAUUCUGUCGUUCCAAAUGUCACAAAGCUUUCAAACAACGUCGUAAUCCACGUAAAUUGAGAUGGACCAAAGCUUUCAGAAAGGCUGCUGGUAAGGAAUUGGUGGUUGAUUCUACUUUAACUUUUGCUGCCAGAAGAAACGUUCCAGUUAGAUAUAACAGAGAUCUUGUGGCUACUACAUUGAAAGGUAUGAGUAGAAUAGAAGAGAUUAGACAAAAGAGAGAACGUGCAUUCUAUAAGAAUAGAAUGAAGGACAAUAAGGAAAGAGAUUUUGCUUCUGAUAAGAAAUUAGUGGAAGAGAAUCCAGAAUUGUUGAGAUUGAGAGAAGUUGAAUUAAGAAGAAAGGCUGAGAAACGGGCAUCUAAAGAGAACGCAAUGGAAGAGGAAGAAGAAGAAGAAGAUGUUGAGGAGGAUGAAGAGAUGGUUAGCGAAGAUGAAGAAAUGGAAAGUGAAAGUGAAAGUGAAGGUGAAGGUGAAGAAGAAACUGAAAAGGUUAAACAGAAAGUAUUGUUGAAGAACAAGAGAAAGACAAGAAGAUAA